GUCCCAUACGGGUAUCUGUCUUACAGAGACUGAGCAUAGGCGGGAAAUGGCGCCUGGUAACAACGUGUAUCAUUUCGGAGACGGUCUCUGAGUAGCUACAUGCACAGAAAAAGUAGGAUCGGCUCACGGAAACAAUCUGUGCUGAUGGUUAGUCUGAUUUGAGCCAUUAUAUCCCGAUACUGUGGAUCACUGCAAGCCUUACAUGUGACUGCUAAAACAAUGAGGCUGAGAAUGCGUAAGGCGUCUCAGCAGCAGAACCCCAGUCUGGCAAACCGCCCAUCUCGGACCAAGCGGAGGCAUUCAGAAGUGGAAGAGGACACGCCUACUAGUGGAGGGAGGGGCUUGUUCUCGACCAUCAAGAAGUUAAUCAGAGGAAAUGCUGUGAAGGUGCAGCAAGAAAGCCCAGCCAAGAAGAAACGCCUCCACUGUGAUGUGGAUAACAACCUGAUCACCUCAACACCACCGAACACCAACAGCCCCCGCAGGACUAUCAGCAGGGUUGGCAGGAGAGGCUCUGUUAAUGGACAGGCAACCAAUCAUGACAGGAGUAAGGAGAAGCCCAAUGGCAGUCUGGAGGAAACGACUGCCGUUGAGCUGACCACCAGCCCUCCCAGAACCACCCUUCUCGGGACCAUCUUCUCACCAGUCUUCAACUUCUUCUCACCACCUAAAAAUGUCUCUUCUGGUUCAGACUCUCCAGACCAGGCAUUAGAGGCUGAGGAGAUAGUCAAGCAGCUGGACAUGGAACAAGCUGUGGAGAUGCCAACUGGUACAGCCACAUCCACACAGGAACUGUGUGCUACCACUAACUUCUACUCUAGUGUUUCACAGCUGCCACCUCUUCGACCUCCCCACAUCCCUGAGGUAUCUCCCAUAGCAGAGGGAGAGCUUGAUGCUGAUGCCGACCUUCCGCCCCUCACAGCUCCAGGCUCCAGUCCUGAUCUGGCAUAUGUUGACUCUUCUCCUGCCGCAGUACCACCGGAGGCAUCAUAUGAGGAUGACUGGGAAGUCUUUGACCCGUAUUUCUUCAUCAAGCACGUCCCUCCACUGACAGAAGAGCAGCUCACCCGGAAGCCGGCCUUGUCACUGAAGACGCGCAGCACACCUGAAUUCUCUCUGGUCCUAGAUCUGGAUGAAACGUUGGUUCACUGCAGUUUAAAUGAGCUGGAGGAUGCAGCGCUUACCUUUCCUGUUCUCUUUCAGGAUGUCAUUUACCAGGUGUAUGUGCGUCUGAGGCCGUUCUUUAGAGAGUUUCUAGAACGCAUGUCUCAAAUCUAUGAGAUCAUCCUUUUUACAGCUUCUAAAAAGUUGUAUGCAGACAAACUGCUCAACAUCUUGGACCCUAAAAAGCAGCUAGUGAUACACAGGUUGUUCCGUGAGCAUUGUGUCUGUGUCCAGGGAAACUACAUCAAGGACCUCAACAUCUUAGGCAGAGAUCUGUCAAAGACGAUUAUCAUCGACAAUUCACCACAGGCCUUUGCAUAUCAGCUGUCCAACGGGAUUCCCAUAGAGAGUUGGUUCAUGGACAAGAAUGACAGUGAGCUGCUGAAGCUGGUGCCCUUUCUGGAGAAGCUGGUCGAGAUGAAUGAGGAUGUGCGGCCGCACGUCUGGGAGCGGUUCCGGCUUCAUGACCUGUUGCCUCCUGAUUGAGCUCGAACUCAAGUGUCUCAGAAUGGGACAACAUGAGAAGACUGAAAACAACGUGUGUAAAAAGCCUCUUUUGGGAUUACAAACUACAACAUUGCCAUUAUUGUUAAGAUUUUUGCCUUUUUUUGUUUGGUUUUGUUUUUAAAUCCACCAUUGCUUUUUAAAAAAAACUUCAAAAGAGGAACAUCUGGGUGACUUUUCUAAGUAUCUAAAUGAACGGAUGACAUGACGCACUAUGAACAAGCCCAGGUAGACUCCUCCUUUUUGACUGACUCUUCAGCUGUGGAGCCAGGCGUUGUCUCCACACUAAAUUCUGAAGUCUUGGUGCUGGUUUAGUGGUUAUGUAAAUGCCACCUGGUAAAGAGGAACUCCACCCAGAGCGAGUCCCGGAACCAGAACCAUCCCUGGUGCUCACACUGUUGACACUGACACAUAAGGACUCUGUGGCUACAGAACCUUUUAGCAGGAACGACUGGGCCGUA
Messenger RNA from Monopterus albus (swamp eel), 2129 nucleotides. RefSeq names its product CTD (carboxy-terminal domain, RNA polymerase II, polypeptide A) small phosphatase like 2b (gene ctdspl2b). Gene Ontology annotation, molecular function: phosphatase activity. The transcript is spliced from 13 exons. Lineage: Eukaryota; Metazoa; Chordata; Actinopteri; Synbranchiformes; Synbranchidae. The coding region runs from base 220 to 1650 and encodes 476 amino acids. The record is from RefSeq and is a predicted model, not a curated record.